This is a messenger RNA of Lichtheimia ornata, 525 nucleotides long. RefSeq lists its product as uncharacterized. Bases 1 to 525 code for a protein of 174 amino acids. The transcript is spliced from 3 exons. The record is from RefSeq and is a predicted model, not a curated record. Lineage: Eukaryota; Fungi; Mucoromycota; Mucoromycetes; Mucorales; Lichtheimiaceae.
AUGCAUAUAUCUCGGGCCAAAGUCGAAAAUAUCAUUUGUCUAUCCAUUAACGCUGUCAAUGUCGUUGUCUAUGUGCUGGUGUUCUCAGCAGCCAUUGCCAAGGCAACAGAGGGUACGCUUGGCGAGAUUAUUAUGAGCGUUUAUGGCAUCAUCAUGAGCAUCUUGCUCAUUGCGAACGAGAUCAAGACGUUCACUGUUGCACAAGCCUAUUUCGGAUUCCUGGGCUUUCAUGCAGGUCGUGGAUUAUUGUUUUGCUUCUUAGGAUGUCUUGUUAUGAACCCUACACCAUUCAAUGUCAUUGUCAGUAUUAUCACAUGCACCGUUGGAUUGGGCUAUCUCAUUCUCUCGUUUCUACCACAAAUGCCACCACCCAAUGCCUUUUGCGUUCAUUGGCAACAUCAUCAAGACUUUUGGGCCGAAGGAUUGGAUUUACCUCCUCCUCCAUCAGCAGCCCCGCCUAUGACAAACACGAUAAUAGUGACUCCACCUCAUCCAUCUACUUGGCAUCCCAAAGUCAGAUACUAG